GUGGUACGCUUCGAUUUGGUCACGGCUGCAGAUAGGGACGAUCAAUUCAUCUUCAGAAAGGUAGUGAUGAACUUACUGAGUCCAGAGUCUAUAGAAAUAUACAUAAUACUUAAAGUACGACAACCGGAUUUAAUAAGUAAAUGCUAUGGGAAA
Acaulospora morrowiae is the source of this 153-nucleotide messenger RNA. The record is from the annotation of a GenBank genome assembly. NCBI's taxonomy places the organism in Eukaryota, Fungi, Glomeromycota, Glomeromycetes, Diversisporales, Acaulosporaceae.